Molecule: messenger RNA, 1056 nt
Organism: Tricharina praecox
Lineage: Eukaryota; Fungi; Ascomycota; Pezizomycetes; Pezizales; Pyronemataceae
Exons: 3
Coding region: 1-1056 (351 amino acids)
Source: RefSeq, a predicted model, not a curated record
AUGCCAUCAAGAACCAACAAGCGCGGCCGCGACCGUCGUCCGAGUCCCCCGCCCUCGCCUUCGCAGCCCGCUGGCCCGAAACCCCCCACCGAUGCGGAGCUGUACCGCUUCAAGCAGACGCAGGAGCACAUCCGGACGACCCUGAAGCUCCGGUACUGGGAGGUCCCCGCCACCGUUCCGUCCGUUGCUGGUGGUUCGUCCGUGGCCGGUUCGUCUGUGGCCGGUUCGUCUCCGCCGCCACAGCCCGCUGCACCGCAGCCAUACGCGCCGCUCCCGCCUGCUACCGAUCCUAGAUGGAACAUCUGGACGGUUGGUAACCUCGACGGGACUGGGACUGGGAAGGGGGUGACAGUCCCAGUGCUGAUCGAGGUGCUGAAGCGGGCCGAGGUCGCCCUUGGUAUCCCGGUGAGGGGUAGGAGGAAGGAUGCCAGGGCGGCGUUGGUCGCGGAGGUGGCCGAGAAGAGGGAGGAGUGUGAGAGGAGGGGGGGUCUCAAGCCUACGGGCUGGGAGACGGAGAAGAUGUGGUGGUUUUGGUUGUGGAGGGAGAGUGGGGGGUUGGAGUGUUCCGAGAUGCACACGGAGGGGGUGUCGGACGCGGAGAAGGCGGCGGCGAAGAAGGGGACGAAGCGCGCAAGAGAGGAGGAGGAGGACGAGGACGAGGACCAAGAGUCGGUCGGUGCUACGAAGCCUGACAGGAGGCGGCGUAGGGUCGAGAAGAAAGAGGAGGAGUUGGCGGAGGUGGACCUGGCCGCGGAGCUGGAUGCCGCUUUGGCGGAGAUAUCCGAAGAGGAAGAUGACUUCGACGCUCUCAUCGGUGAGCUGGACGCCGCAUUGGAAGAGAUGGACCCAGCCGAGGAUGACGAUCCGUGGGAUCCGACCGGUGAGAUAGAUGCCGCAUUGGCACUUCUAUCAGGGUCCGGCAAUGCGCCGGCCACGAUUGAGAGCGUCGAGUCACCCCUCGACGAUACCCAUACCAAUUGGGACGGCCUGUUCGGGGACGAGGAUGCGCCACCAGAGGGUUUGGAGUCCUCGGAGUUGAUCUUCGGAGACGACUAA